GGAUGAGGAUGAGGAUGAGGGCGCCUGCAGACGAGGAGGAGGACAAGAUGUGAAUGUUGUUCAUGACUUUGUUGGACUUGGCUGUGACGCAAAGUUGCAUUGGAAGUAGAAAAUGACUUGUUGGCUCCUCCGACUAACUCUGCUGUUGACCUGCGUCCUCUCCGGCCGCGCCACGCCGGCGCCCAGCAGCGCCGCGGAGGGGGCGGCGCGCCCGGCCGCCACCCGGGAGAGCUGCGCGUCCUGCGGCGUCAGUCCCCCGCAGGACGCGGAGUCUGCAGGGCGGCUGGACGCGGACUUCGUGGCGGCGGUGAAGCGGCACAUCCUGAGCAGGCUGCAGAUGCGCCGGCGGCCCAACAUCACGCACCCGCUGCCCAAGGCUGCCAUGGUGACGGCGCUGCGGAAGCUGCACGCCGGGAAGCUGCGGGAGGACGGCGGGGUGGACAUCCCCGACUUGGACGGACACCCGAUGGCCAACGACGUCCUGGAGGAGAGCUCGGAGAUCAUCAGCUUUGCAGAAAAAGAUGAUCUGGUGACCUCCAAGUCCAGUUUGUUCUUUCUGAUCUCCAGCGAGGGAAACCAGAACCUCCAAGUGACGCAGGCGACCCUCUGGCUCUACUUUAAGCUGCAACCUCAGCCUCUGGAGGUGCGGUCCAGGCGCAAGGUGACGGUGAAAGUGUAUUACCAGGAACCGGGCCUUAGCAGCAAGUGGAACCUGGUGGAGAAGCAGGUGGAGCUGAAGCGGAGCGGGUGGCACACCUUCAUAUUGACUGAUGCUGUGAGGUUAGUGUUUGAGCAGGGCGACCGCCGUCAAAACUUGGACGUGCGCUGUGAGGGCUGUGAGGCGGGCGGCGUCACGCCCGUCCUCCUGAACCGCAAUGACGAGUCGCACCGGCCCUUCUUGGUGGUUCAGGCACGGCAGGUGGACGCCAAGCAUCGCAUUCGGAAGAGAGGACUGGAAUGCGACGGCAGCAGCAGCCUGUGCUGCCGCCAGCAGUUCUACAUCGACUUUCGACUUAUAGGCUGGAACGACUGGAUCAUUGCACCGUCGGGCUACUUUGGGAACUACUGUGAAGGGAACUGCCCCGCCUACAUGGCGGGUGUGCCCAGCUCGGCGUCGUCCUUUCACACGGCGGUGGUAAACCAGUACCGCAUGCGCGGGAUGAGCCCCGGCUCUAUGAACUCCUGCUGCAUCCCAACCAGACUAAGCACCAUGUCCAUGCUCUACUUUGAUGACGAGUACAACAUUGUCAAGCGGGACGUUCCCAACAUGAUUGUAGAGGAGUGCGGCUGCGCUUGAACGUCUCAGGCGGUCGUGGAGCUGACGGAGUGACCGUGUCCCAACCCAACCAUGUGGACGAUAAGUACACAUUCCUCGCCACAUUCCCACCAUGCAAUCGCGUAUACGCCUGUACAUAUAUUUAUGUUUGUUGAUGGACUGGCAUGGUUUUGUGCUGGGAGCGGAGCUUCGUCCUUGGUCAAGUUGCCGGCAGCCAAUCUUGUGGUAGAAUCACAGACUCCGACGACAACUGAAUAGCACUUGCAGAUUGAAAUGCCUUCCGUGAGCACUAGGUGGCGCCUCACCUAUCAAAAACACAAGUGCCGCAUGAGCUAUGCAAAAUAAGGUAUGACGCACACAGCAGACAAGCGACAAACUAUCAGCAAUACUUGAAAUGUAUGCAUAGUGAGUAGCGGGAGGGGCUCUCGCUGCCAUCUUAGCUGCCUCUGCUCAGCCCCGCCCCCUCCUGCCACUCUCGCCUCAGGGGGCGGGCCGGGGAUAUUUGCACUGACGAGCGGCAAGGCCUCCGACACGGGAAAACUCAUUUGAAAGUUAUUUUUGAUAGAAGUGUGUUCAAGGAACCAAAGAGGUUUACCAGUGUUGUCAUUGUAGGCCAAAACACGGUCAUGUGAUUCAUCAUCAUCAUCCUCAUCUUCAUCUCUGCCUAGAAGAUGUCUUAUUUUGUAAUACACUUUUUUCUAGUUUGCUUCCUUUUUUUGUAGCUUCAUUUAGAAAGAAGCCUGUGUGAUGUGUCACAUUUCUAUGU
This is a messenger RNA of Entelurus aequoreus (snake pipefish), 2042 nucleotides long. RefSeq names its product inhibin beta B chain-like. Bases 113 to 1297 code for a protein of 394 amino acids. The transcript has 2 exons. Gene Ontology annotation, molecular function: cytokine activity; growth factor activity. Gene Ontology annotation, cellular component: extracellular region. The record is from RefSeq and is a predicted model, not a curated record. Lineage: Eukaryota; Metazoa; Chordata; Actinopteri; Syngnathiformes; Syngnathidae. Gene Ontology annotation, biological process: BMP signaling pathway; SMAD protein signal transduction.